GUCAGAGGUCACAUGAUCCAUGAAGUUAUGGUGGACAAAAUAGUGAUUGCCAAACACCUUUCCUAUGUAACUUCUCUUUGACGUUGUCAGUAAUAAAAACAAAUUUGCAUGAUAUCUAUAUAAUGGGAGAAGCUGCAUCAGCCUCAUCCAACAGUGCACAGUACUCACAGCUUCAAUUGUCAGUAAACUCGGCUAAGAUCACAGGCAGCGGUGGCGUCUUUUCCUCCAAACCCGAUCCAUUUGUAGAAGUUUCUGUUGACGGCCAGCCUCCACGCAAAACUGAUGUCCAGAAAAAGACGACAAACCCAAAGUGGGAUGAUGACUUUACUCUGCUGGUUACCCCCUACUCCCGGCUAGAUGUUCGAGUCCAGAGUCAGAACACCAUACGAGCCCCCUCCCUCCUGGGUCAGGCCUCUGUAGAACUGUACAAUAUCCUCCUGGAAAAUCAAGGCAAAUUAAAUAAUUUAACAAAGUCAUUUGAAAUCAAACUUGAUGGAAAAGGAAAAACUGGAGAAGUCAGUCUAAGUUUCAAUGGAAUGGAAGUCAACAUGACCCGAUUCCCUAAGAGGAACGAGAGGAGACAGACCAAUGUCAGUCGUAAUGAAAGAAAAAAUAAAGGACAAGUUUCCAGUAAUUCCAAUGCGUCUGGAUCCAGGAACAGGAGAGCCCCUCCUGUACCCCCUCCCCCCAAACGAACGACCCAGUCAGGAGGCACAGCCAGCUCUAGCAAUCAGGCCACUUCAUCAGCUGCUGCAAGUUCUUCAGGUACAACCCCAGUAGCUCAGCAGAAUGGUUCAGUGCCAGUAGUGAAUGGUACAGGGGGAGCAACUUCUUCAGAGGAUGGAAAUACAGGGCCAGCAGGGAGCCCCACACAGGCCCAGCAAAAUCAGUCCACUAGCAAUGAACCUCUCCCAGCUGGUUGGGAGAUGAGAACUGAUGCUCAUGGACGUAGUUAUUAUGUAGACCAUAAUACACGCACCACUACAUGGGAGAGACCACAGCCACUGCCCCCGGGGUGGGAGAGACGGGUGGACCCUCGUGGACGUGUUUACUAUGUGGAUCACAACACACGAACAACAACGUGGCAGAGGCCCAACACCGACAUGUUAAAUAAUUACAGCGCGUGGCAGGACCACCGCAAUAAUCGCAACAUUGCUCUGGAACAUCUGCAGAACCGGUUUCUGUUUCCAAAUCCUCAAACUGUGGCCCCAGAUAAUGAUCCUCUCGGACCUCUACCUGAUGGAUGGGAGAAACGUAUAGAUCCGAAUGGGCGUGUGUAUUUUGUGAAUCACAAGAAUAGAACCACACAAUGGGAGGACCCCAGAACACAAGGAAUUAUACAGGAGGACCCCUUGCCUGAGGGCUGGGAGAUGAGAUAUACCGCAGACGGUGUGAGAUACUUUGUAGAUCACAACACCAAGACGACAACAUUCCAAGAUCCCAGGGGAGGGCAGGGCAAAGGACCUAAGGGGGCCUAUGGUGUGCCUUUACAGUAUGAGAGGAGUUUCCGAUGGAAGCUGGGACAGUUCCGAUACCUGUGUACCUCCAAUGCUCUGCCAGGCCACGUCAAAAUCACAGUGUCCAGGGAUAAUCUGUUUGAAGAUUCGUUUCAGCAGAUUAUGAGAUUGCAGCCCUUUGACUUGAGGAGAAGACUGUACAUUAUAUUCAAGGGAGAGGAAGGUUUAGAUUAUGGGGGCGUGGCAAGAGAAUGGUUUUUCCACCUGUCCCAUGAUGUACUGAACCCUAUGUACUGUCUGUUUGAGUACGCCAGCACCAAUAACUACUGUCUACAGAUCAAUCCAGCCUCCAGUGUUAACCCUGACCACCUCGUAUACUUCAGGUUCAUCGGCAGAUUUAUUGCCAUGGCACUUUACCAUGGGAAGUUUAUAGACAGUGGUUUUACUCUACCUUUCUACAAGAGAAUGUUGAGCAAAAAAUUAUACCUAAAGGAUAUAGAAACGAUAGAUCCCGAGUUUUACAAUUCUUUAGUGUGGAUAAGGGAUAAUGAUAUAGAGGAAUGUGGACUUGAGUUAUUUUUUACUGCUGACUUUGAGAUCCUGGGUAAAGUAGAACAACACGAUCUGAAAGAGGGGGGAUCUGAAAUCAAAGUCACAGAGGAGAACAAGGAGGAAUACAUAGACUUGAUGACAAACUGGCGGUUCUCUCGUGGGGUGGAGGAGCAGAACAAGGCAUUCUUGGAUGGUUUCAGUGAGGUGGUGCCCUUACAGUGGCUACAGUACUUUGAUGAGAGGGAACUGGAGUUGAUGCUGUGUGGUAUGCAGGAGAUAGACGUUGAUGACUGGGAAAGAAACACAAUUUACAGGCAUUACCAAAGAAACUCCAAACAAGUUGUCUGGUUCUGGAAGUUUGUACGGGAUAUUGACAAUGAAAAGAAGAUUCGUUUACUACAGUUUGUCACAGGAACAUGUCGGCUACCAGUUGGAGGCUUCGCAGAACUAAUGGGGAGCAAUGGACCACAGAGAUUCUGUAUAGAGAAGGUCGGCAAGGAAACCUGGUUACCAAGGAGUCACACAUGCUUUAACAGACUAGACUUACCUCCCUAUAGAAGUUAUGAACAAUUAUUUGAAAAAUUAACAAUGGCCAUUGAAGAGACUGAAGGCUUUGGACAGGAAUAGCGACUAGAUUUAAUUACGGAGGCAGUCUUUCAGAUUACACCUGGACUCUUUGGACCAUCGAUCACAUUGAUGGAGAAUUUUAAGAUGAUCUGUGAUCCCCCUUUUUCCCCUUUCUGUCCUAGACAUUACUUUUGAAUGGUUAUUUGUUGUGAAAAUUUUUCUUUUGCUAAAAUAAUGAUGUUUUUAGAAGAACAUGUAUAUCAUUCAAUUUUUAAUUUUUAAUGUUGGAAAAAUUAUGUUUCAAUGAGAAGUGUAGGGUGUUUUUUUUUUUUGGAUUGUGUUUAAGUGAAUGUACUUUGAUAAUAUAUAUUAUUAUACUGUAGAUUCCCUAAAGACUCUUCAUUUUAAUACUUAAUUUAUAAAUUUUUAUGUACAAUGAAGAACAAAAAUUACCAUCCAUCAAAAGUGGCAAUAUGGAUGAUUUAUAUAUAAUUAAAUAAAUGAAGGCCAAAAUUAAAUUAAUUUUCUUCUCAGGAAAUAUGCAAGAAUAAAUUUCUUACUUUUGAUCAAAAGGAAUCUACAGUAUCACAGUCAUUUAUUUUUUUUUAAUUGUUAAAAAUCUUACCGGUAUUUUUUUGUAGGAUUUAUAAGAAACCAAGAAUAUAUAAGGCAUAUAGUUGACUGAUUCAUUUAUCAGAUGUUGUUAAUCAUGGAUGCAUGUGUUAUGUGUGUGAACUCAGAUCCCAGGCCUUUGGAAGGAGGGACAAUUCAUGUCGGAGGAGGAAGUCUUAGCUUAGUUUUGUUUGUUGUCUGGGGUUUUCCUUAGACUGCUAUCCUUUUUAUUUGCAAAUGGAGCAUUUUAUAAAUGUUCUGAAUAUUUGACUGUGAUAGGUCAGAAACCAUGCAGAUUUUCUUUAGAUAACAAAUUAUUGCUUACCUUCAAAAAGAUUUGUUUUUUUAACUUUGUUAGAGGAGACUUAAGCUUCUCUCUAGGCCUGUGUUCUCCAGAAUACCAGAAUUUGGUGAUAAAUAAAUCCUUAUUGUCAUUAGCUGAAUGCAUUUUUUUUUUUGGUUGACAUAAUGACUUUUUUUAAUGAAAUACAUUGAGGACUUUGUUCAGUUUAAAUACACAGUAAAUAUGGAUUAAGAUAUGACUGAACAUUUUGUCUUUUUCAGUAUUUCUGCAUGUGGUGUUUGGGUUUCUAUUUUAAGGCAUUCUGAAGGAGCUUUGUCCCAUUAAAAGGAAGGAAUCAUAAGUAUAUGUGGCAGACUCAUUCCAGUGUAAGGAGAGGGCUAAAUGAGGCAUUGUGCCUGCUGUCCUAUCCUAUAUUUUGUUAAAAAAAAACUUGUUUACGUUACUAUGCCAUAAAUGUCAUACAUAUUUAUGUCAUAUAUAUUUAUUUUGUAUAAAAAUUGAUAUGUUUUGCAGUUUUCAAUUAAGAUAAGAAAGACAAGUUAUCUACCCUUGGUACUCCAAGAUAAUGCACGAGUUAGAUGUUGUCCACUUUCCUAUGCCUCCCUCCCUGAUCUAAUAAAUUACAUGUAUUUAUCUCAUUGCAAUCAGCUUGAAACAUGCAUUGUACGUCUUCCUGGAAAUAAAAAUCAUUUUUUGUUGAAGAUGAAUUUACAAAUUGAAUUUCAAAGACCUACAGAGGCAUAUCUUAAAUUAAGCACUAUUUAAAAAUGUAUGUCAUGUUUUAUAAUACAUAUCCAUCUCCAGUAGUCAGAGAAUCAUAGGACCACAUAACCUUACAAACUUUUAUUUUUUGUCUAAGCAUGGAUGUGCUCUGAUCUUGUUGCAAUUGCAUUAAAAAGUUGUUGUGACCUGUUAUUAUUUGUAAUGCAAUAUUGUACAUUUUCUUUUGAAUGAGUUGAUGUAAAAAUGUAUUCCAUUAUUUAUUACAGACAUUGUUAUCAAGGCACAAAGCAUCUCAAUUUACGAAUGCGGGUGGGUACGACCCUUUUCGACCCGAGUGGGUUCGACCCGCGUGGUUUUGACCCAAGUGGUUUCGUUCCGAUGCAGUAUUAAUUAUAACAAUUUCGUUUUGGGGGUCUAAUUCAAAAUAUUCAGAUUUUUUUAACCGAUCGUGACUGUUUAUUAUUUAAAAUAUUGCAUAAUAAUUACGUUUAUUUAAACCAUUUAUUAUACAUAUAUAGACAAUAAAUUCGUAUAUUAUCCCACAAAGAGCUGAUUAGUUUUUAAGGAAAAAUGUUCAAAUAUAAAUUCUUUAUAUUUUUCAAAUGAAAUGAAUUGCAUCCAAGUUUACUAUUGACUUCAAUGUUGACAACCAAUAAUUGACACGUAUCCCUCCUUGAAGCCAUACAGCUACCGUGAAACCAUGUGUAUACCUAAGGUAUACACCAUACCUUAUAGUCUGAACCCCUCUAUAUACCUGUAUGUAUAUAAUUAUAAGUAGGUCGAAACCACUUGGGUCGUUACCAUGCGGGUCGAACACGGAAUCGGGUCAUAACCACUCGACACUUCAAUUUACAACACUAUGAAAAUACAAAUCAGUUUGUUAUUGGAAGAGUUAUCUUUCUUGUUGAACUUGUUUGUGUAAUUGAGCAUAUAGUCACAGUGAAUAUACAGAUAUAUCAAUAAUCUUUCUCUGAAUACAGCGUGUGUUUGCUUUCUUUUGAUUUCCCAAUACGUUGACCUUCUAUCUGUCUAACAUGUGUUGUUUUUAUUAUGACAUGUAAAAUAUUGAUUAAAACGAUAGUAAAAUUGUUAUCAACAGGAGGUCAGUCAUAUAAAAUAAUGAAAUCUA
This is a messenger RNA of Saccostrea cuccullata (small rock oyster), 5344 nucleotides long. Its product is annotated as NEDD4-like E3 ubiquitin-protein ligase WWP1. Bases 123 to 2636 code for a protein of 837 amino acids. The record is from RefSeq and is a predicted model, not a curated record. Gene Ontology annotation, biological process: proteasome-mediated ubiquitin-dependent protein catabolic process; protein polyubiquitination. Gene Ontology annotation, molecular function: protein binding; ubiquitin protein ligase activity. The transcript has 21 exons. Lineage: Eukaryota; Metazoa; Mollusca; Bivalvia; Ostreida; Ostreidae. Gene Ontology annotation, cellular component: cytoplasm.